This is a messenger RNA of Camelina sativa (false flax), 1332 nucleotides long. The record is from RefSeq and is a predicted model, not a curated record. Lineage: Eukaryota; Viridiplantae; Streptophyta; Magnoliopsida; Brassicales; Brassicaceae.
CUCCGAAUCUAAGAGGAGCUUUCAACAACGGGUUUCAAGUUGCGAUUAUCUUUGGUAUUGUGGUUGCAACGAUCAUUAAUUACUUCACCGCUCAGAUGAAAGGAAACAUCGGAUGGAGAAUCUCUCUCGGAUUAGCUUGUGUCCCUGCAGUGAUGAUCAUGAUCGGAGCCCUAAUCCUUCCCGACACUCCCAACUCGCUCAUUGAACGUGGCUACUCCGAAGAGGCAAAGAAGAUGCUUCAAUCCAUCCGAGGAACCGAUGAAGUCGAUGAAGAGUUUCAAGAUCUCAUUGAUGCGAGUGAGGAGUCUAAGCAAGUGAAACACCCAUGGAGGAACAUCUUGCUUCCUCGUUACAGACCACAAUUGAUCAUGACUUGCUUCAUUCCUUUCUUUCAACAACUUACUGGAAUCAAUGUUAUUACUUUCUACGCACCCGUUUUGUUCCAAACCCUCGGGUUCGGUAGCAAAGCUUCCCUCCUAUCAGCUAUGGUAACGGGUAUCAUCGAGCUCUUGUGUACCUUCGUCUCUGUUUUCACAGUGGAUAGGUUCGGAAGAAGAGUCUUGUUCCUCCAAGGAGGUAUCCAGAUGCUUAUCUCUCAGAUCGCUAUUGGAGCAAUGAUUGGAGUCAAAUUCGGAGUGGCUGGAACAGGGAACAUAGGGAAAGGAGAUGCUAAUCUGAUCGUGGCACUGAUCUGCAUCUAUGUAGCGGGUUUCGCCUGGUCAUGGGGACCGUUGGGAUGGUUGGUUCCAAGUGAGAUAUCUCCACUAGAGAUCCGAUCAGCAGCACAAGCCAUAAACGUAUCGGUCAACAUGUUCUUCACAUUCCUUGUGGCACAGCUCUUCCUCACUAUGCUCUGUCACAUGAAAUUCGGACUAUUCUUCUUCUUCGCCUUCUUUGUCGUCAUAAUGACUAUAUUCAUCUACUUGAUGUUGCCUGAGACGAAGAAUGUGCCAAUCGAAGAGAUGAACAGAGUGUGGAAGGCACACUGGUUCUGGGGAAGGUUUAUUCCUGAUGAAGCUGUUAAUAUGGGUGCUGCUGAGAUGCAACAGAAGUCCGUAUGACGGUGAAAACUCUUGAGUCUUCUUUGGGCAAAAGAUUUGUGAGAAAAUCUGAAAAAAGAGAAAGUGAUGAUUUUAUUGGGAUGAAAUAAGAAUGAAAAUGCCUUUACUUCCCUAAAAGAAAGCUGCUCUGUUUUUAGAUGCAGAGAGUUAGCUUUUCUAGUUUGUUCUUUCUUUUUUAUUUCUUCUUCUUAUUCAAGUCUACUUGUUGAAAUUGUAUGGGCCUAAAGAAAGUUAAGAAAAACAAAUAUAAAAAUAUAAAAUUUUAAAAAUC